Messenger RNA from Dentiscutata erythropus, 1377 nucleotides. Lineage: Eukaryota; Fungi; Glomeromycota; Glomeromycetes; Diversisporales; Gigasporaceae. The record is from the annotation of a GenBank genome assembly.
AUGGGAUAUAUUAGGAAAUUAUGUGAAUCACAGGAGCAACCUUUUCCUUGGCUUAGAGAAAUACCCUGGGGCAAUGAGGAAAAUCAACUUUUUUCCAAUCCAUAUUGGUUGCACCAAGACUACAAAAAUGCGGAAGAUUACUACUAUCACGUUUACGAGGAAUCCAAGCUUGCUAAAUCGAGUUUUGCAUCAUAUUUAGAAACAGUUCAAUUAGAAAAAGUGGAUCCAUCUUACCUUGAAAUGAUGCGAUCGGGUGUGGAAACGAUAAGUAAUGCUGCGAGUAAUGCUACAGAAGCUAUCCAAAAAGAAGAAAAAGUAGCUGCUUAUUUAACUAAAGAAAUAGAUACCAUGGAUGUUUCUCCAAAAUAUAAAGAAAUAAUUAAAAUGCUGCUAUCAAAUUCCAAUUCUCUGAUUCAAUUUCUCAAAGACAACGAAGUUGAUGAAUUACUGAUAAAAUCAGUCAUUGUGCAUUUAUUAAUACUGCACGCUUCCAUUCCAAGCGAUGCAAGUCCACUUGCUGCUUACCUCCAUCAGUUGCAAGUUUGUGAAAAUGAUUUCAUUUUGACAUGUCCAUCAGACGUAGAAGGUGUUGUUAUGAAUACGGUUGCCUCUUUUAGAAAUGAAGAUGGUGCGGGAAGCGGUGUCACCAGGUAUCGAUGUAAAUGUGGUGAAAUUUUUAUUGUCCUUGAUUGUGGAAGCUUUUCGAACCCUGAGGAAAGAGCUCCUGAGAAAUAUAGUAUUUCGAGUAAGUGCCUGAAGUGCAAGGGAGUGAUUGGCUAUGGUUCGAUUGAAGGUGAAUACACACGUUUGGAUGCAAAAAAGAUUACAUCCGUAGAGAUUAAGCACGAUCCUGGAUACAUAGUUGAACAAAUUUCAACAGAAAAAACACAUAAUGUCCGCAUGAUGACACCUCAGGCCUAUCGCAUCUUACAUUUAUUCGUGCACACUCUUCUUGGCGCAUCCAUACCAUCAUCUAUCGCAUCAAAAUUUUUUGCAAAGAAUGGUAAUAAUGCAGGAGAUACGAUGGAACAUUGUCUAAAUAAUAUUCGCAAUGAUUGGAAGAUACUUAAGGAGAUUUUUCAUUGUAACGAUGAACAGUUGGCCUUGAUUCACUCUAUUAUCUCCUCACUGAUCAAGGAAUCGACAUCAGAUGAAUGGCGAUUGGAUACUCCAGAAAAACGAGAAGAGUGGGAAGACGAAUUUAGCAGAGAUCAUGAUAUUUCUAAUGUGAUAAUUGAAGUACAAGAUAUCCGGAUUAAAAUGUCGAAGGAUAGAAUAAGUGAAACUGAAGAGGAGAUUGAUGACAUGUUAUCAGCAAGGAUCCAAAAUAUUAUCAUGAGAAACUACCUAGACUCUGGAGAAAGAUCAAAGAUGUGA